GGACAAUCUCCUUAGAACAUCCCUUGUUCUUAUAUGUGUCACCCCUCUGUUUACUAAACAUGAGACACCAUACAAUAUGCUAUCUAUAGCAGAACACUGUGAGAAUACCGAUUGGGCAACUCUUUAUCCUGUUCAUUACCAAAUGUCACCAGCCCAAGCAACAGUCCUCGGCACAGAUGAUUACAAAGCUGGGCUGAUUGCUGAUUCGGAGCUGGUGACAAUCACUAAGCGGGGAACGGCUUUCGACCACUUUUCUCGCUGCUAUCAAGCCUGCAACUGGGUUUCUGGCACUGAGUACCUUUCCACAGACUUGAGAUUCUUUCCUCUGCUGUGGGAAGUCUCAGGAGAUGGCACAACGAACUGGGCCUUAAAUAUGCCCAAGGCGCUUUCAGGAAGCUUCAAAGAGAGGAUUAGCUUCAACAAGCCAGACAACGCGGGCCAGGCCAACAUGACACCAGAAGAUGCAGUCUUGGGCCAUAUUCAAUAUCUCAACGCUUACAGUGGGGAAAUCAACAUUGGCGCACCAAGCGUCUCAAACAUUAUCCUGGAAGGCGAGGGCUUAUGGUGGUCAUCUGACUUUUUUGAAGUCUACUCUCGACUAAAUCCAAUUUGCAAGGUCAACUCCUGUCCUGCUCACUGGUACUCAUCGAAUGUCCAGUGCAGAUAUCAGUGGCUGUCUGACCUACUGGACUAUUUUCAGAAAGCUUAUGAGGCUUGCGGAGGUGACGCAUCUCUCUGCCCUGCUUGUGAGACAUGUGCAUAUCUUGUUUGA
Messenger RNA from Fusarium redolens, 772 nucleotides. RefSeq names its product glycosyl hydrolase catalytic core-domain-containing protein. The record is from RefSeq and is a predicted model, not a curated record. NCBI's taxonomy places the organism in Eukaryota, Fungi, Ascomycota, Sordariomycetes, Hypocreales, Nectriaceae. Gene Ontology annotation, cellular component: fungal-type cell wall. The coding region runs from base 77 to 772 and encodes 231 amino acids. The transcript is spliced from 3 exons. Gene Ontology annotation, biological process: fungal-type cell wall polysaccharide metabolic process.